Molecule: messenger RNA, 5126 nt
Organism: Chiloscyllium plagiosum (whitespotted bambooshark)
Lineage: Eukaryota; Metazoa; Chordata; Chondrichthyes; Orectolobiformes; Hemiscylliidae
Source: RefSeq, a predicted model, not a curated record
UGCAGUGGAUUGUGGGUAGUAUUGUUGUUGGGCUUUUUUGAGCUUUGUUUUAAUGGUAGUUGGUUAUGUUUUUGUGUGUAAUGUGAAACGAUAAAUGAUAAAAAGGAAGUGCUGCUUUGAUAUUGUCAUAAUUGGAAAAUUGGAUUUUAGAAAUCAUUGAAUAAACCAUGAAUUUUGAUGGUCUUGAUUCUGGCCUUGGGGAAUACUCACCAUCCCUGCAUCCUGGCAUUGACCCUUCCCUGGACAAUUCAAUUGAGCAUUCCCUGGACCCACGGCUUGACCCCAACUUACUGCAGAAUGUGGAACUGGAAGCAGAUGGUGUCCAGCUGGAUGGCAUGCCGGUCUCAGUAUCUGAAUCUGUACACCUUGUGGAGGGAAUGUAUUCAGCGCUGCACAGGGUUGUUGCAGAAGUCGGAGUCCCUGUAACUGCAUCACAUUUUGACCUUCAAGAUGAAUUGCUCUGGGUGGGAAAUCAUGGGGGCCAUGCAACCUCCUUCUUUGGUCCCACUAUGGAACGCUACUCAUCCUUUCAAGUUAACGCCACUGAUGACAUACGUCACAUCCAAAGCAUAGACAGUGGAGUGCUCUUUUUAAAUAAGAAUAACCUCAAGUGCUUUACUCGAGGAGGACUUAUAAUGUUUGAUUAUGCUAUGGAUGAAGUUGAGGACAUGCACAGUCUUCUUCUCACUGACAACAACUCUGUUCUCUUGGGGGGCCUUCAAAAUCAUGUCAUAGAAGUAGACUUAAAUGCAGUGCAAGAAAGUGAAAAGUACACAGUUGAAGUUCCAGGAGUUACAAUCAUGCGACAGUCCAACCGCUUCUUCUUUUGUGGCCAUACAUCAGGAAAGGUAUCCCUCCGAGAUUUGAGAAGUUUUAAAAUGGAGCAUGAAUUUGAUGCUUACUCUGGAAGCCUCUCUGAUUUUGAUGUACAUGGAAACCUAUUGGUAACAUGUGGCUUUUCAAAUCGAAUGAAUGGCUUGUCAUGUGACAGAUUCUUGAUGGUGUAUGAUCUCCGUAUGAUGCGGGCAAUCAGCCCGUUGCAGGUUCACGUGGAUCCUCUGUUCCUGAGAUUUAUUCCUACAUACACAUCAAGACUGGCCAUCAUCUCUCAAUCAGGGCAAUGCCAAUUUUGUGAACCAACAGGCCUUGCAAGCCCAGCAGAUAUUUUCCACAUUAACACUGUAGGACAAUUAGUCAUGACAUUUGAUGUAUCUUCUAGCAAGCAAGCUUUGGUGUUUGGAGACUCUGGAGGAUGUGUACAUCUAUGGGCAGACUCACCAGAUGCUACGUUUAAUGCCUAUUCUCGUGAGACUGAGUUUCCAAUGCCAUGUAUGGUAGAUACUCUACCACAUCUAGAUUGGAACGAUGAUCUUUUGCCUUUAUCGCUCAUUCCUGUCCCUCUUAUUACUGAAUCUCUAUUGUCUGACUGGCCAACAGCAAACUGUAGUGUUACACCCAGACGAGCUCCACCUGUCGAUCUUGAGAUACUGCGUACUAUGAAGAAAGUUGGGUUUAUUGGAUAUGCGCCGAAUCCCAAAACAAAACUGAGAAAUCAGGUUCCAUAUAAAUUGAAGGAGAUGGAUGCAGAAUUUGACAGCUACAAUCAAAUCCCCGAGUCUCCUAUUGGAAGGGAGGAAGAGCCUCAUCUGUACAUGGUGCCAAAGAAAUACCGAAAGGAUGAAAUUUAUCAGGGCCAUGGGACUUGCCAUUCUGACAACUUACUCAAUACUACUUGUCUGGUUACUAUAAAAUACUCAAAACUUGGUUUAGAAGACUUUGAUUUCAAACACUACAACAAGACGCUGUUUGCAGGUUUGGAGCCACACAUUCCCAAUGCUUACUGCAACUGUAUGAUUCAGGUGCUGUAUCUGCUGGAGCCCAUCCGCUGCCAUGUUCAGAAUCAUCUAUGUCAGAAGGAAUUUUGCUUGGGCUGUGAACUUGGAUUCCUAUUUCACAUGCUCGAUCUUUCGAGAGGUGACCCAUGCCAGGCCAGCAAUUUCCUUCGUGCUUUCCGAACUAUUCCAGAAGCAUCGGCUUUGGGAUUGAUCUUGGCUGAUUCUGAUGAAGCAACUGGGAAGGUGAAUUUGGGCCGUCUCAUACAGAGCUGGAAUCGAUUUAUAUUGACACAACUACACCAGGAGACACAGGAGCAGGAGGGCCCACAGGCCUAUCGAAAUGUCAUGGGGAGUACAUUUGGAUCUUCUGGUGAAUCUGUGAUUGGGAAGCUGUUUGGUUGUGAAGUUGAGAAUUGUAGCACUUGUCGCUGUGGAAAAGAAACUGUUCGGGUUUCUUCGAGUCUGCUUUUCACUUUGCAGUAUCCUGAUAUGAAAAAUGCUGACAAAAGUAUUCGACAGUAUGAGUUUGCUGAAGUGCUGAAGAGAAGUAUUUGUCUUGAACAGAACACCCAGGCCUGGUGUGAAAACUGUGAGAAAUACCAACCUACGGUUCAAACCAGGAAUAUUCGAUGCUUACCUGAUGUUCUUGUUAUUAACUGUGAAGUGAACAGCAGAAAGGAAGCUGAAUUCUGGAAAUGCCAAGCUGAGUAUGAAUUACACAACAAGAUGAGAAAGGAAGAUUUGGAAGCAAUGAAAAUGAAAGAAAAUAACCCAACAGAAUGGGAAGCACUUUGUAAUGCAGAAGGACUGAGCUUCUAUACAUCAAUUGAGGAACUGAAAAAUAUAUGGAUCCCAUGUUCUAUCAAGAUGAAGCUCACUAAAACAAAAGAGCUGGAAGUCACAAACUGGACUGAAAAUGAAGGUUUGAACCCUUCAGAAGAUGAGGAGAGCACCUACCUAUAUGAUCUGGUGGUAACAGUGGCCCACAUUUUAGACCCUCGGACUGGUGGAAAUCUUGUAGCCCAUAUCAAGGUUGGCGAAACGUAUCAUCAACGAAAGGAGGGCGUCACUCAUAAACAGUGGUAUCUGUUUAAUGACUUUCUCAUUGAACCAAUUGACAAGUGUGAGGCUGUGCAGUUUGAUUUGAGUUGGAAGAUCCCCUGUAUUCUGUAUUACGCUAGACGAAAUUUGAAUUCCAAGUAUGAUUUAACAAUAAAAAAUCCAAUUGAAGCAAGUGUUUUGCUGGCAGAGGCAUCUCUCGCUAGAAAGCAGCGAAAAUGUCAUGCAACUUUUAUUCCAUUAAUGCUGAAUGAAAUGCCCCAGCCUAGUGAUUUAGUGGGCUUGGAUGCAGAGUUUGUCACAUUGAAUCAGGAAGAAGCAGAGCUGCGUAGUGAUGGAACAAAAUCCACGAUCAAGCCCAGCCAAAUGUCAGUUGCCAGAAUCACAUGUGUGCGAGGUCAGGGACCGAAUGAAGGUGUUCCGUUCAUUGACGAUUACAUUUCCACACAGGAGCAGGUUGUGGACUACUUGACUCAGUAUUCUGGAAUCAAGCCUGGAGACCUUGAUGCCAAAAUUUCAUCCAAGCACCUAACCACCUUGAAGUCAACGUACCUGAAACUGAGAUUCCUUAUUGAUAUUGGAGUAAAGUUUGUGGGACAUGGGCUGCAGAAGGACUUCAGAGUCAUAAAUCUUAUGAUACCGAAGGAGCAAGUGAUAGACACGGUGUAUUUGUUUCACAUGCCUCGGAAGAGGAUGAUUUCAUUGCGUUUUCUUGCAUGGUAUUUUCUAGAACUCAAAAUUCAGGGCGAAACACAUGACAGUAUCGAAGAUGCUCGCACGGCGCUACAGCUCUAUCGCAAGUACUUGAAAUUGACCAAGCAUGGUAUAGAUGUUGAUGAAUUCCGGAAAAUACUUAAAGGUCUCUAUGAGAAAGGCAGAAAGAUGGACUGGAAAGUACCAGAACCAGAAGGAGAGGUGCAGAAUAGUCCAAAAAGCGCCCAGUUUUCUCACCUCUGAUGGGUUUAUGUUGUGAAGACAUAUGAAUGAAAUAUCUAACCUAAUGAGGAGCGAAUCCUGCAGCAUUUGUGGGGGAAAAAACGUUUGUAUUUCUAACAGAUUCUGGAAGAAGCUAUUUUCUAAAUGGAGACUGCAUGGAGAAUGUUUGACAUGUCAGAGUAUUAAAUUAUAUCAUCAACAAAUAUUGUUCUGACUGGCCGAGAAGUGGGGAGAAAAAUCGGAUUGUUUGGAAAAGUAGCAGUAACAAGUCACUGUUUCCAUUUGACUAAAAAUGUGUUUUGAUACAAAAACAGUAAAUACUGGAAAUAUUUGGCAAGUCAGACAGCAUUUCUGGAAAGAAAACAACAUUAAUGUCUCAAAUUAAUUACCUUUGCUGUGACUGCACUCUCCAAUACUGAGGACCAGCAUUCUGCCAAGGCUUCCAAAUCUCCAGAGGUUUCUCUGCAAACAUUCCAUUUAUUUUUAUUUGCUAUUUUUCACACUUUCUUUUUCUAUUUAGUUCCUUUUUUUCCUCUUCCUUGCCUUUAAAAACGAAUGCCCUCCUAGAGCUGUGCUCCAAGGUCAGGAUGAUCCAAAUAGCCCUGACAUGGCUGGCAGACUUCAAGAUUUUAGCAGCUCGGCAAUUGAGUGGAAAUCCAUAAAACACUUGAUUGUUUCAGGAAGAAAAUCCAUAGGGUUCAUAAACAUUUUGAUGGAAAUAUUGUCAUACAUUGCCAUCAGGUUGCACGUGCAGCUAUUAUUCAGUGAAAUCAUUGGUUUGCAAGAAAUUAUAGCCUUCCAUGAUGUAGAGAUCGUGUUUUUAGUACUGUCAUGUUGACCUAAGGUGCUCCACAUUGAUUUUAAUGUUCAACAAAAUAUUUUAGGUUAUUUUAUGAAACAGUAUAUGGGAAUGAUGCCAUGGCAGCAUUGUCACCAUGGUAACAGUCCACACUAUUUCAAGAAUGUUUUUACAGUGCUUCCUCCCCACCCCCCAACCCCAUCUUCUGGCCAACAGGAUCUUCAGCUGCUACAUUGCUGAGGUUCCUGAAAUUCCAGGUCAUUUGGAAAUUCUAACUUAGCAUUUUUGAGCUUACAUACGAUUUUCAAAUAGCUAGCAAUUUGUACAUAUGAUGUGAGAUACUGUCAAUAUUCUGCAUUAAUUACCUGCAUUGGAAGGAACAGCAUUUUGCACUUCCUACCAUAUGAUUGGAAGCUCUUUUUAAAAGUUCUGUUGAAAUACCUCUGGUCUACCUUUUGUUCUCUUAAGAUAAGAAUAAAAGCUUUAUUUUUAAUUAA